GCAUUAAAAAUCAAAACUUUCCCCACAUUUCUGUGGCUAACUCUUUCCUCUACCCUUCUCUUCUGCUUGAAGCAGCAGCAUAAUCACUGUUCCCUCAACUUCAAAUCUACCCUCCUUUCUCUCUCCUCUUUCUGUGUUCUUCUCUCUCAAAGAUCUUCAAAAAAGACUCUAACUACCAUUUUUUGUCGCAAACUCUUCAGAUUCUCUGAUGCCCACAAAUUUAAACAACAAAAUCAUCAAUACCCAUAUCUUAGUUUUCGCUUAUUUGUUUUUUCAAUUCAUUGUUGUUCUUGUUGUUCAGUAAUUUCGAUCACUUUUCUUAUUAAAAAAUUGAUUUUCUGCUAAAUUUGUACUGAAUAAGGAAGUUAUUUUUUUUUUUUUUGAAAAUUUACCGAUUAAGUACUUUGAUCUCGAGCUGCCAUUUUUAGCUACCUUGAUUUAUCUGCUGCGAGAUUUUGGGUGAUUAGAUUUCUUUAGUUUUGGUUCUUUGAUCUGCUGCCUUUUUGAGAAGCUCCUUGGAUCUAAGAAUUUAGGGUUUUUCCUCUUUUUUUACUGUUUCCAACUUCAAAUUGUUUUAUUUUGAGCUGUUUUUGGUGAUUCUCUUCUGUCUGUUUGGCUCAAUGCUUAUGGUGAAGGUCACAAAUUUACUUUUUGGGUAAAUUUUGCCACUUUUAGGGCAUUUCUGAUCUGGGUUUGAGUGGUUUUUGGUAAGCUGAUUUUAAUUUUCAUCAGUUGGAUCAAAGGGCCUUUAAUGCUUUGUGGAUAAAAUGCAACAGGAUCAAAGGAGAAAGACAUCUGCGGACGUGGACUUUUUUACAGAAUAUGGUGAGGGUAACCGGUAUAAGAUAGAGGAGGUGAUUGGUAAAGGAAGCUAUGGUGUUGUUUGUUCUGCAUAUGACACUCAUAUUGGAGAGAAAGUAGCGAUCAAGAAAAUAAAUGAUAUAUUUGAGCAUGUCUCAGAUGCCACACGCAUCUUACGUGAAAUCAAACUUCUCCGGCUUUUGCGUCAUCCAGAUAUUGUGGAAAUCAAACAUAUUUUGUUGCCUCCUUCAAGAAGAGAAUUUAAAGAUAUAUAUGUUGUUUUUGAGCUAAUGGAGUCUGAUUUGCAUCAAGUCAUUAAAGCAAAUGAUGAUUUGACCCCAGAACAUUAUCAAUUCUUUCUGUAUCAGCUUCUUCGAGGCUUAAAAUACAUACAUACUGCUAAUGUCUUUCAUCGAGACUUGAAACCAAAGAAUAUCUUAGCAAAUGCUGAUUGCAAGCUCAAAAUCUGUGAUUUUGGUCUUGCAAGGGUGGCUUUUAAUGACACUCCGACAGCCAUAUUUUGGACAGAUUAUGUGGCGACGAGAUGGUACAGGGCACCGGAAUUGUGUGGAUCCUUCUUCUCCAAGUACACACCAGCUAUAGAUAUCUGGAGCAUUGGGUGCAUUUUUGCUGAACUUCUUACUGGGAAACCUCUAUUUCCUGGAAAGAAUGUGGUCCACCAACUGGACCUCAUGACUGAAUUGUUGGGAACUCCAUCCCCUGACGCCAUUGCUCGGAUACGCAAUGAGAAAGCUAGGCGAUACUUGAGCAGCAUGCGCAAGAAGAAACCUAUUCCUUUCACCCAUAAAUUUCCUAAUGCUGAUCCUCUUGCCCUUCGUUUGCUAGAAAGAAUGCUUGCAUUUGAGCCUAAGGAUCGCCCUACUGCUGAAGAGGCUCUUGCAGAUCCAUACUUUAAGGGCUUGGCUAAGGUUGAGAGGGAGCCUUCUGCUCAGCCUGUAACAAAAAUGGAGUUUGAAUUUGAGAGACGGAGAAUGACAAAAGAAGAUGUAAGAGAGCUCAUUUACAGAGAGAUUCUUGAAUAUCAUCCAAAGAUGUUGAAGGAGUUUUUAGACGGUUCAGAGCCAACUAGUUUCAUGUAUCCAAGUGCUGUUGAUCACUUCAAAAAGCAGUUUGCUUACCUUGAGGAACACUACAAAAAUGGUUCGACUGGUGCUCCAAUUGAUAGGCAACAUGCUUCUUUGCCAAGGGCCUGUGUAUCAUAUUCAGAUAACUCAGUCCAUAGUUCUGUUGAAGUCACUGAUGAUCUCUCCAAAUGUCGCAUCAAGGAAGUCGAAAAGCCACAUGUGGACAGGAAUGGCGCAAUCCCAAUGACCAGGCUUCCUUUACAGGUUCCACAAAACGUACAGGCAGGAGCUGCUGCAAGGCCAGGGAAGGUUGUAAGUAACCUGUUGCGUUACAACAACUGUGGAGCAGCAGCAACAGCAGAGGUGAUGGAUCGACGGGCCGUGCGUAACCCAUCAGUUCCCUCUCAAUUUCCUACAUCUAGCUACCCUAAAAGAAAUCCCGGGUGCAAAAACGAAAGAGAAGAUGAACCUAUGGAAGGGUCUAAUAGUGUACAACCUAAGCCCCCGUAUUUAGCUAGGAAGGUAGCUGCAGCUCAAGGUGUGCCUGGUAGUCACUGGUACUAAGCGCACACGCGUAUAGUUUUUGCUAACACGACUACCUAUCAGCUCAUUGCUGGGGCUUCGGUUAGGGUGGGGGGGGGGGGGGAUAGGGGAUGAGAUCGUUUGUGAAGAUUGGUAUCCCGAUCAGAUGGAAGAAAGCAGAAUUCCUCAGUUUCUGGAAAAGUACAAUUGAACGGACUUGAAAGUUUCGAUGCCCUACCCACAAACUUGUUCUUGGUGUCAGUGACUUGGUGAUUUAGACUAUAUUGCAGAUGAUAAAUGAUGCAAUGGUCUUGAGAAGGAUAGAAGAGGCGGUAACGCAAUCCUUAUAUUUUCAUCUUUUUCUAGCAUUGAAAUAUUUUUAUGGCUUUUCUUCCAGGAUUAUAUUCUUCUUUGCACUUGCUAAUGUAUUUUUAUCUCCAAAAAUGUAAUAAAUGCCCUCUCAUCGUCAUCACACCUGAAAAAGUAGCCUGAUGUAUAAUUUGUGCAACUUAUCAAUUUUAAUUUUAACUGACAAAAACAUCUAUUAUUAGGUUGA
Beta vulgaris subsp. vulgaris (sugar beet) is the source of this 2964-nucleotide messenger RNA. Its product is annotated as mitogen-activated protein kinase 16. Lineage: Eukaryota; Viridiplantae; Streptophyta; Magnoliopsida; Caryophyllales; Amaranthaceae. The transcript is spliced from 10 exons. The record is from RefSeq and is a predicted model, not a curated record. Gene Ontology annotation, biological process: intracellular signal transduction; protein phosphorylation. Gene Ontology annotation, cellular component: cytoplasm; nucleus. Gene Ontology annotation, molecular function: MAP kinase activity; ATP binding. Bases 768 to 2450 code for a protein of 560 amino acids.